Molecule: messenger RNA, 704 nt
Organism: Nelumbo nucifera (sacred lotus)
Lineage: Eukaryota; Viridiplantae; Streptophyta; Magnoliopsida; Proteales; Nelumbonaceae
Source: RefSeq, a predicted model, not a curated record
AAUCCAUUUGGAUUUGCUCCUCACUCCUCACACCAACCUGAAUUGCACUUUCCUGCCACGCAGAGAUAUGUCUGAUGUCUCCCCUCUCUCUAUUCAUUGGAGUUCCAGUUGACGUCAUACCACCCAUCAUCUCAGAAAUCUCUCUCUCUCUCUCUGCUUUUUUUAUGUCUCUCGGUGAGGGCCUAAUAGUGGCCCCGAGCUGUGAGUGAAAACUGUGUGGACGUCUUCCCUAGUUGGGAGUUUCGUUUCAAGAUUGAGAAUCUAAGGUUAACAAUGAGAGCGAAAGGUGUGGAGGACUGUCUCGCAUGGGCUGCAAGAGAUGAGUCUGGAAUUCUUUCUCCCUUCAAGUUCAGCCGCAGGAUUCUUGGGCCUGAUGAUGUUUCUAUGACCAUAACUCAUUGUGGAGUUUGUUAUGCUGAUGUUAUAUGGACAAGAAAUAAACAUGGAGACUCGAAGUACCCUUUGGUGCCUGGGCAUGAGAUUGUUGGAAUUGUAAGAGAAGUUGGUUCAAAUGUUCACCGUUUCAAAAUUGGUGACCAUGUUGGAGUGGGGACAUAUGUCAACUCAUGCAGAGAUUGUGAGUAUUGCAAUGAUGGGAUAGAAGUUAAUUGCUCAAGGGGUUCAACCUUUACAUUUAAUGCUGUUGAUGCGGAUGGGACAAUCACAAAAGGAGGGUAUUCAAGUUAUAUUGUAGUUCAUGAAAG